Messenger RNA from Mytilus trossulus (common blue mussel), 678 nucleotides. RefSeq lists its product as uncharacterized. NCBI's taxonomy places the organism in Eukaryota, Metazoa, Mollusca, Bivalvia, Mytilida, Mytilidae. The transcript has 2 exons. Bases 1 to 678 code for a protein of 225 amino acids. The record is from RefSeq and is a predicted model, not a curated record.
AUGGAGCUACCAAAGCUGAAAUCAAGAAGAACGGGCAAUCGUAGUGCCGUUACCAGACUUUUACGAAAAUUUGCCGACGCAAAAGAAAGUUCUGAAUUCGACAGAGAGGAGCUGAUAGCCACAUAUGAAAAUCUACAAGAUUCACCCGAAAUCGUACAGACAAGUUAUACCACCCCGUCAUUGCCACAGUCAAAUGAUGCCGCUCGAAUUUUAACAGAGACAGGCCAAAUUGCCACAUCAAUUCUCACGCCAAGCUAUGCUAUCCCGUCCGCUAUAUCCAGCAAUCACCGUUUGCCAAAAUUAAUUUUACCUACAUUUAAUGGCAAUAUAUUAGAAUGGCAAAGCUUUUGGGAUUCGUACGAAUCAGCAGUUCAUUACAACCCAACAUUGACAGAUGUUCAAAAGUUUAAUUAUUUGAAGGCCCAAUUAGAAAACGAAGCCGCUCAGACAAUUGCCGGAUUUUCUCUAACUAACGCUAACUAUGCCGAAGCCGUAAAUGUUCUGAUAGAGAGAUUUGGACAGACUCAUAAAAUAACACAAGCACACCUACAAGCACUGCUUGCUAUUACGCCACCCCAAGAUGACCUCAUAAGCCUGAGAAUGUUUUAUGACAAAAUGGAGAGUUUAGUUAGAGGACUUGAAUCGCUUGGACAGACACAGGACUCAUACGGUAAUUAA